AUGCUCCAACGUCUGCCUAUCCUAAUACUUCAUCCUCUAGAUGAAGAAGUGGAUGAUGAGGUGUUCAUUGCAUUAAGAGAGAAGGACAUUGAUGAUCUUAUCAUCAAGAAAGGAUUGACGAUCAAGUUCAAGAAAAAAUACGAGAAUUUCAAAAAUUCAGAUUCCGAGACAACAUCGAAGAAUAACGAGGAGGACGACGACAUUUUAGCUUUAAGUCAAAACUUGUCCCAGACGAAAAUUCAAAAAGAAUCUGAAGACAAUAACAGUCGUGAAAAGUCUACAAAUGGAAUCAGUGAAGAACAGACCACCAAGACGAAAAUUCCACAAGUAUCUGAAGAUGAAAAUAGUGAUGAAAAGUCUGUGAAUCGAUUCAGUGAAAAACAGACCACCAAUAAUAGGAAUAAGACAAAACCCACAGGUGAAACCACUCUUGAAGAGUUGGCAGAUGUUACCAUCGAGCCAGUACCGUCCACCAGCGCUACACCUGAUGAGUCUUUGAGUUCUUCGACUGUGCACGCCAGCAGGCGGCAAGUUGACACAGGUUACCUUCAUUCUACGAGGAUAGAGCAGGGUAUAGUGAAUGCCAGGGUUCAUGAAUUGGAUUUAAUCAAGCUACUAGACCAAUCUGCGAAAGGGAAAAGUGUCUUGAGUAUGUAUAGACAUACGCAGCAACUAGGAAGUGGUGAAUAUAAGGACAUAACCGAGAUCCUUUGUGACUGGUUGAUGCUCCUAACUGCCUUCCCUUCAAAAGACCAUUUCAUCACUGUUCGUAAAAAAAUUGCCAACAAAUUUACCACAACAGGGAAAGCAAACAAAUUCAUGCAAUUGAUAUUUUAUGUUGCUUCUACUGAAGAUCCUGAGGGCAAGGGCAGAGCGAGUGGAAAAUUGUUCGAUGGAAUGAGAAACUUGAGAGAGAAGUUGAGGGAAAAGUACUUGCUACCCCCGGCGAAGGAGGAACCAAUAUCGGUGAUUGAUCAUUAUGACGUCGAAGGAGAAGAAGCAUCAAAAGACCAAUUGGACAGUUUGGCCAUUUUGGAAAAAACUUGGGAGUUUCUCCAGGAAUUGACCCCACAUUGGCGAAGAACAAGUGGUCCAAGACUUAGAAAAUUAAAAAACACAAAUGGAACUGUCGCCGAAUACACAAAUAAAUACAGAGUUAUUCGGCUACCGAAUGCGGCUCCUCUGGUGGACAUCGACUUUGACCAUUUAUACCCCAAGAAAUUAGACGUCCUCUAUGAUGAAUGGGAUGUUUUUGCUACAAAAAUAGUCAAUAUUCUCAGAGCAACAACGCUAUCUGACCCCAUAGGGAAAGAAUUAGUGAACGAAUUAACUGAUUCAAUUUCUCAUGAAACUCAAGAUCUGCUACUUUGUCAAUUGUUGCCAGUACUGCUACCAGGGAAGAGUACCAAGAAUGUGAAUGAAGGAAACACUAAAUUGAAGAUAACUCACGCAAGAGACUGUUUUCUCGAUUACCUAACUCGAGAAGUCUACAGUAUUGACACUGAAGAUUUACAGACACCUAAAGGAAAGCUCGCUGCCCUUUCCAUCGCCCUUCACGAGUCUUCCAGUGAGGCAGAAUUGGGGACAGAGGUAAAAUCAAAGAAGAGGAGGACGAAUUCAAAUAACAACCCAAAGAAGGUAAAACGUCCAAAGAACAAAUGA
Molecule: messenger RNA, 1662 nt
Organism: Diachasma alloeum
Lineage: Eukaryota; Metazoa; Arthropoda; Insecta; Hymenoptera; Braconidae
Exons: 11
Coding region: 1-1662 (553 amino acids)
Source: RefSeq, a predicted model, not a curated record